AUGGCGGGCUGGGCGCUGCUGCGGCGGCUGGGCGGGCUGGGCCAGCUGCGGGCCGCGGCGCCGGGGAGCCUGCGCUGGGCCGCGCCGGCGGCUGCCGGCCACAGAGAGCAGCUGGGAUUUGCUGUCAGACACGUUAACAGUGCGACAUGGUGGCAGGAGCAUCUUUCUGAAGAGAAUGUCGAGUUCAUCAAGAAGGUAACUGCAGAAGAAUACAAAGCUCAGACAGCCAGCAAGCUGUGCCCACUAAAAGAUGAGCCGUGGCCCCUGAAUGAGUGGAAACCAGAUUCCAUCAGAGUUGGUGUUGUUGCAAUAAAACUGGGAAUGAUGCCAAUGUGGACCAAGUCAGGAAAAAAACAUGCUGUCACGCUACUUAAGGUGCAAGAUUGCCAUGUUUUAAGAUAUGUUUCAAAGGAAGAGUCAGGUGGAAAAACAUCUAAGCUACUUGUUGGAGGCAAAAAUGCAUCUCCUUUUCAUAAAUCAGAGUCUACACUGAAAAUUUUUAAAGACGCCGGAGUGCCACGGAAGCAGAAAAUUACAACGUUUAAUGUAACAGAUGAUGCCAUAAUUAAACCAGGUACUCCUUUGUAUGCCGCCCACUUCCGCCCAGGCCAGUUUGUGGAUGUUACUGCAAAAACAAUUGGUAAAGGAUUUCAAGGUGUCAUGAAAAGGUGGGGAUUUAAAGGUCAGCCUGCAAGCCACGGCCAGACAAAAACUCACAGACGUCCUGGAGCAAUAUCUACCAAUAAAGCCUCCAAAGUUUAUCGUGGAAAGAAAAUGCCUGGUCAAAUGGGUAACAUCUAUAGAACAUCUUUUGGAUUAAAGGUGUGGAGGAUCAACACAAAACAUGACAUUAUUUAUGUAAAUGGGUCUGUUCCAGGUCACACUAAUUGUCUGGUGAAGGUCAGAGACAGCAAAUUGGCUACUUGCAAGAAGUGCAAUAAAAACCCUCCAUUCCCUACGUUUUUUGCUGAUGGAGAUGAAAAGCUACCAGAAGACCUGUAUGAUGAGGAGAUUUUCCAGUUCACAGACCCAUCUGUCACAUAUGCAUAAUAUUCUCCAUGUCUUUGGAAACAGACAAUUUUGUUAUUUUCACAAACUUUGCAAUGCUGUAUGAAAGUAAACGUAUGAAUUGCAGUCUGGACAACUGACUUGAACCCUUCAGAUAUUGCCAUUUUGGUCAGGUGAUAAGAUUUACCACUGUCAAUUUCAAACCUGUAUUUAAAGCAGCAGAUGAGUCUGAGGGGCAGGUUGUAAAGCACACUGAACAGUUUGUGUUCAGUGAUCUUCUCUCUCAGGCUGUGAAAACCUACACAUUUCUGAGACACUGUCGUUUUUGAAGGUGGUUCUGUUUAAUUUUCUGAAUGCUGCCAGUCUGUUUCUCUUUUGUGGAAAGUAUUCUGGCCAACUCUGGUCAAUCAACUUCCAAAUCUGCCUUGGCACCUGAGGGAAUCCAUGAAGGCUAAUUCAAAAUAAAACAAGAAAGUGCAUUGUUCUGUA
This is a messenger RNA of Colius striatus (speckled mousebird), 1497 nucleotides long. RefSeq names its product mitochondrial ribosomal protein L3 (gene MRPL3). Gene Ontology annotation, molecular function: structural constituent of ribosome. The record is from RefSeq and is a predicted model, not a curated record. Gene Ontology annotation, biological process: translation. NCBI's taxonomy places the organism in Eukaryota, Metazoa, Chordata, Aves, Coliiformes, Coliidae. The transcript has 10 exons. The coding region runs from base 1 to 1050 and encodes 349 amino acids. Gene Ontology annotation, cellular component: mitochondrial large ribosomal subunit; ribosome.